GGCGGGGGCCUCCUUCCGGUAGGCGGGGGGGGCGUGCGCCUCCUUCCGGUGGGUGGAGCAUGGCAUGCACCUCCUUCCGGUGGGUGGGACGGGGACCUUUUCCGGUGGGCUGGGCAACGCGCGCCCUCUGCUGGGAGGAGGCCUGCACAGCCCAGGGCAGGGGUGCUGCGAAGCGUCCUGCUUUGCUGCCACCGGCGCACGUGAGCAGCUCUGCUGGGGCCGGCGGGGCACCGCCGCACGCUGGGAAGCUCGCAGAGGCAGCGCCAUGCGGUUCCCUCCCGGCGUUGUGCUGCUCCUGGGGUUGCUCGGGGCGCUGCGCGACGGCGGCGCCUCAGGUCUUCUUGAGCUCUCCUUGGGAAAAUUCAGAAAUGUGCUGCUUAAUCAGACCAAUCCAGUUGAAGCAGUCAUCAGGAACAUUGCAAGCAAUGUGACGGUCAUCAUUUUUCAAGUACACGCACAGCAAAGUGAUGUGGUGAUAUCUUUUGAUAAGAAUCCAUCUACAAACAGCUCAGGAACUGGUGUGGACAGAGGACUCAUUUCUAUCCUUCGACCUCAACAGACUGUGUGUACGUGGUACCUUCGAUCUCUGGAUGCUAACCAGGUGCUAAGCACAGCUAUCUCUAUUCCCUAUAUGGAGAAAGAUCCUAUACCUGGAGGCUGCAAUCUAGAAUUUGACUUGGAAGUGGAUCCCAACAUUUAUCUAGACUACACACUGGUUGAUGUUCGCAUCAAGUUUGCCCCUGCGAAUUUGGGAUAUAUGAGAGGGGCAAACCCACCAUCCUGUGAUUCAGGGACUGGUCAGAACUCCAGAUGGCGGCUGCGCUAUGAUGUCUACCAGUAUUUCUUACCAGAGAACAAUCUUUCUGAGAUGGUGCUCAUGAGUCACAUACGCAAGAUGUCUGAGGUGCGAAGUAUCAAAGCUAAUGGUGUUAAAAUGCUUACAGUGACAAGUGAUGAUAAGACAGAUGUAUACUUUUCCUCACUCCCUGGGCAAGGUGUGAUCUACAAUGUCAUAGUAUGGGAUCCUCUUUGGAAUACUUCUGCUGCAUACAUACCUGUGCACACAUACGCCUGCAGCUUUGCUGACCUAGUGGAUAACUGCUCUUCUCUUAGCAAACUCUCUACCAAAAUAUUCUUCACUGCUCUUGCUGUUCUUGGUCUCUUCACUUGCUUUUUUGGACACAGAUUCUGGAAAACAGACUUAUUCUUCAUGGGAUUCAUAAUCACAGGAUUCUUUUUCUUUGUAUUCAUCACUAGGGUAACUGGCCUUGGUUAUGAUGUGCGUCUUAUUUUGACAGCAGUAGCUGGGAUUACUGGAGGGAUUCUUCUGGUUGCAAGCUGGUGGAGACUUGGCUCUGUGCUACUCUGUAUGUUGAUUAUUGGACUUGUGCUGGGAUUUCUCUUCUCAUCAAUGGUCUUCUUUACCCCGCUAGGAGACUACAGGGUGUUCCGUGAUGAUGUUGUGUUCUGGGUGACCUUUUCUUCUGUAGCCUUGAUGAUUCCAGUGCUUUUUGUUGGCUGUCCAAGAAUUCUGAACAUACUGGCCUGUGGAAUAGUAGGCUCUUACUCAGUGGUCCUGGCUAUCGCAUGUUAUGUCUACACAAGUCUUGCUUACAUUGCCUUAGACUUGCUCAGAAGGCUCCUCAAUGAUUACUUCAGCAGAGCUUACACCAAUGUGCCUUUUCAAACAAAUGACUUUAUUGUCCUGGCAGUGUGGAUAAUGCUAGCCCUCAGUGGAGUCACUGUGCAGCUUCGCCGAGAGAGAAGUGAAGUGCCCUUCCCACCACACCCUUACCUCACCUGGAAGCGGGAAAGGGAGCGCAGAAGCACAAAUGUCUUAGACCCCAGCCAUCAUAUUCCUCCCCUGAGAGAGAGGAUCCACAGCAAGCUGCUACAGAUUAAAGAGCUUUUUCAUAAAGAGCAGCCAGCUGGGGAAAGAACUCCACUGCUUCUAUAACCAGCUCAAUAACUGGUGGGAACAGAGAGGAAGAAUCUAAGAAUGGCAAGAUAAGUUAUCACCAGCAAACCAGCCAGUGGUGCAGGCUUCUACCACUGUCAACUUGUCUUGUGUAAUAAGAGGAGGCUGUUUUAUUUCAACUUGAAGGAAAAAUUAUCUGUCCUGUCCACUACAUGCUGUUUUGUGACAUUCCUUAAUGGCCCGCUCAGACUGCUGUAACAAGCAUAUGUCUGGCUGCAGAGAUCUCAUAUUAAGGAUCAAGUACAGGUAUUUGUCUUGUAGUGAGCUAGUUUGAUGUUCAGGUGUGUGAAGUAUGAAACAGUCCUUAGAAAGCAACCUGUACAACACUGGAUCUUCCCUCAUGGUGUGAAAAUUGCUGCCAAAAUAUUGCCUGACUUGCUCUCAGAGGUGAGCAGUCUGCUAUCUUGCAAAGGAAGAAAGACAAGGGUCAUACACAGAAGGAGUUCUUUUAAGAGGAACUGGAGUAUCAUCUAAUAGGUACAAAAUGUAUGGCUGCAGACACAGUUGCAUCUGAGAAGUAUUAGUGAACCUUGCAAGCCUAAAUUAAGUGACUUGAAUUUAAACUGCACUGAAUUAACUGUUGUGAGCACACUGGGGCUCAGGAAGUUGAGCUGAUCCGAGACAAGACUUUCUCCCUCUUUUGCUUGGUUCUGUAGCAGGCUGGUCAUCUGGUAUUUGUACAGAGAUGACUGCUAAGAGAACACAAGUGGCUUGCCUCCUUGUUGGCUUUCUGAAUGGCCUGGGACUUGCUUUGUCUCUGGCAUCAUCUUUUUUGAAGAGGUACUGCCAAAGACAGUAACUGGAAUAAGCACUUUAUAGCCAAUGUCAAGUCUUUCCUGGAAUUAGUUGGAACACUAACUGUUGUGGUUGGUUUUUUUUUUUUUUUUCUUUAAUCAAUCAAUAGGUCUUUUAAUUUUUCUCUCUAAUGGUGAGAACAGCAUACUGUGGGCAAAAUACUGACCAAGAUCCUUGCUGACUCAAUAUGUUCCUUAACAACUUUGAUUGCAUUUGCCCAAAGUAGAAUGCAGUGUAAAACAGAUAAAGGACCACUCUUGUGUUCAGUGGGAAAUUGCAUCUUUUUUUGGUGGCUUUAUUCUCUUCCUUAAAUAAAACAAGCAGCAAUUAUCAAAAUGCAGACUGGAGCAUUGUGGGUUUGGCUCAAAUUAAUGCAUUGACCUGAGGCUGUCCUUGGGUUCUACUGCCCACCCCCUGCCCAGUCCUGGUUUGUAUCCUCAGUGUUUACAUUGUGGUCUGUCUUAUAUUAAAUAGCAGUGAAAGUAAUGCAUUACAUUGAUUCUUGAUACAGGUUUUGGUGGCUCUUUAUGACUUUUUUUUUUUUUUAAACUUUAAUUUCUCCUUGCUAUCUUUAUACCUUUAGUGUGGGCAGUGGAGUACAUAGUCCUUCCUGUCUGGAGGUGAAUGGCUGUUCUGCUUCUUGAAUGGAGCCACUGCUAGUGAAUAACCUGCUGGUAAAACUUCAGUUCUCAGCCACUACUUUAAGUUCUUGGCAGUAAGUGUGUCAGGCAGCUCUCUAAGGAAGGUGGCAAUACUACUGUGAGAACUUAGUUGAAAGCUGAAACAUCCUAGCAGGAGAAAGGAAUCAACGACUUCAAAGUAACUCAAUUUUACAGCCACUACUCGGCUUUUAAGGAGUGAAAAUUGUAGCGUGGUACAGCCUCUGAGGUGAUGUGAUGUUUAGAGACAAAUCCCACGAGUGCUUUGAGCUGGUACAUUUUCCUCAAACAUCUGAGCAAGGCUGAAAUCCUACAGUUAAGGUCUUGCUUCACUCUGUUCUGUGUGGCAGAUGGGGGUAAAUGAGGAGCUCUUCCUUGGUCCCUGAUGGACUGAUGUUCACUGUCUGCCCUUACUGCACUGAUACUGAGCUUUUCUUUGUAUAUUUGACUAAGUAGCAAACACUUAUUUGGUAUACAAAUGCUCUUAAACAUGUUUACCUUGUUGUUUUUUUUUUUUUAAACUGUUGUGACUAGCAUUCUGAAGAAACAAGUUGAACUCUAAUUUUCUAUAUCUUUUUAUAAUAAAGACGUCUUUUGAAAUAAUAUUGUAACUGAAGGGAUGUCGUCAUGCUGAAUUCAGUGUCACUUUUACAGUCAUAAAUGCUGAAGCAAGUUGUACGGUUGGUUGUUCUUGAAAUAUUAGGCCCUCAAGGGAUGUGGUAGGAGAAGCCCAGCUGACCUGUCAUAAGGACUGACUGCAGCCACAGUGACACCCUGAGGUCCAGACUGAGACCAGCCACAUUUCCUGUGAAUGCAGGACUGAAGAGGUGGACAAAGUUCUAAAGGACAAAAGACAGUGUGUUAAGCUCUUUGACUGAAAACAAGUCUGCUAGAUCCUGUAGGAAGGCUGGAGCAGAACUUGGCUUGGAACUCUUCUGAGAUGCUUAACUGGAGAUGGUGUGUUUUUUCUAAUUAAAGACUGUGUGGCUUAUUUUCAUGUUCCAUAAGCCAUGGUGCUUAAUAGUGACCGUUGUAAGAAUAUACUAACUGAUUCACUGGAGUACUGGGGGGGGAGUGGCAGGCAUUUUUUAAGGCUCUUGCGUACCAUUUGUGGCAGCUGCAAAAGAGAUUGAGUUCCAGCUUGCUAUGCAUUUCUGUACCAUGCAAGUACAGAAAACUACUCACUGCAGCAUCUCUCACUGGAAGCACUUAUGCAGUUAGCCCAGCUCAGCACUUACCUUGCAGUUCUGCUUGCUUAAACUGAUGCUAUUUAAUGCUUCUUGGGAAGCUCUUGGUGCUGAUACCUCUAUAAAACCAGUGUAUUGAUUGUAAGCUGGAGCCUCCUGGAUUAUAAUGAACUGCCUCUCUCUACCUUAGAGAACCCACCUGCUGUUACUGCUCUGAUGCACUUCAACAGUUCUCACUUCACAGUAACAGUGCUGCAAUGAUUACAUCAUGGUGUUUGUCCUUGUUGCUCCUACAGCUUUUCUAGGACUGAAGCACAUGCAGAACUGUCUUAAAGCUAAAGGAGAGAGAACAAUAUAGGUUGCAUCACCAUCCCUGCAGUUGUAUCCUAUGUAAGCAGCUUCCCUCACUGGGAAGAAUGGUGAACGUGUAUCUUCCAAUCUAGUGGUGUGUGCUGCUAUUGCUUAGUAAGAAGAAAAUGUGCUGGUUACUGUUGUUACAUCCUUUCAAACAGGUGUUAGAAAUAUGUUAGACAUAGCAGAUUAUAAAGCACCUGAAACUCUUCUAAGGAUGUAGCUGUUAGCUGUGGUGUAAACCCUACGACAGAGAUUUCUGAGAAACAUCAGCCUUGGUUAAUGUUUU
This is a messenger RNA of Lagopus muta (rock ptarmigan), 5259 nucleotides long. It is a transcript of the gene TM7SF3, whose product is annotated as transmembrane 7 superfamily member 3. The transcript is spliced from 13 exons. NCBI's taxonomy places the organism in Eukaryota, Metazoa, Chordata, Aves, Galliformes, Phasianidae. The coding region runs from base 65 to 1957 and encodes 630 amino acids. The record is from RefSeq and is a predicted model, not a curated record.